CCACAAAAAAUCGCUUAGUAUUUUUACUUGUGCGCAAGCAGUCGCUCAGUUUUCGUUCUAUCCUCGUCCAGCCAAUGAAACAAACCCAUUUUCCCAGUCCAACACGCAGACUUGGUUUUGAAAGUUACAUCAUUGAUCGAAAACUGAAAAUCGUGUAUACUGGAUAUAGUUUAAGCCCUGUGAGUGUUUUCAAGAACAAAGAAAACUAAGUUUUGACAUUCAAUGUCCAUGAUAUCAUCACAAAACAUAUAAUCUGAAACCCACGACUAUGCCUCCUCCGUCUUAUCGGCAGUUUGUCCGUAAAUGUUUGCUGGCUGGGACAAAAUUCAAGGGCCAAAAGAAGAAAUACGUCCUAGCAGGGGGUGCGGGUGUAGGGCUGGCGGUCUCGGCUCUGGGGAGUGUGAAUAGCGAUGACAACAUCGUGGUGGGAGCCAGGGGCGUACUUAGGUUUUCUAGAUCUAUUAGGAUAGGUUUAGCGAUAUCCUUCGACUACUAUUUUUCUAUGUUAGGCCUUACUGAAAACACACCAAAUUAUGAAACAAUGAUGAGCAGGAUUCAUCAGAGAUGUGCAGAACGAAUAAGGGAUGGCUGUUUGGAAAAUGGCGGAACUUACAUUAAGUUAGGACAAGGAUUAGUAUCUUUAAGUCAUAUUUUACCCAGAGAAUAUAUACAAACUUUAAAGAUAUUACAGGAUAAAUGUUUAGCUAGAAAUACCGAAGAACUGUAUCAAGUAUUUAGAGAGGAUUUUGGUAAAACUCCUGAAGAACUGUUUCAGGAUUUUGACCCUAAUCCAAUAGCAGCCGCUAGCAUAGCACAAGUAUUUAAAGCUACAACCAAAGAGGGCGAACCAGUUGCUGUCAAAGUCCAAUACAACGAUCUACGAAAAAGACUGUCCAGUGACGUAAUGACGAUAAACAUCCUACUGACAGUAGGAGCCUGGCUCCAUCCAAAGGUCGAUUUUUCCUGGAUCCUGAACGAUUUCGUGGACGCCCUGAAACAGGAACUGGAUUUUGUCAACGAGGGAAGAAAUGGAGAGAGAUGUUCUCGCGAUUUAGGGCAUCUGAAAUACAUUGAAGUGCCAAAGAUUUUCUGGAAGUACACAAACACGAGAGUAUUAGUGACGGAAUUUACCGAAGGAAUUAAAAUAAGCGACACAGCUAAACUGAAAGAAAAUUGUUUUUCAUUGGCUGAAAUAAACAAUAUGCUGUUUGAAGCUUUUGGAUAUCAGAUAUUCCAUACUGGAUUUGUACAUGCGGAUCCACAUCCCGGAAAUGUUAUGGUAAAAAGAGUAAAUGGCAAAACCAAACUAGUCAUCUUAGACCACGGUCUAUACCAAACAAUUUCUGAUAAAAUCAGGUUAAACCUGAGCUUUAUGUGGAGAGCUAUCGUUCUAAAGAAUCAUGGUGAUAUGAAGAAGUAUUCAGAACUUUUGGGAGUCGACGAUUACACCAUGCUUGCUGAAAUUCUAACACAAACUCCCCUAAGAACCACCGGUUUUACACUGAAAGCAAAACUGACAGAGGCCGAAGAAAAACGUAUGAAGCAAGUGGCAGGAGAAAGAUUUGAUCAAAUCGUAUUGUGUUUAAGACAAAUGCCAAGGACUUUACUUCUAGUUGUUCGAAAUUUGAAUACAAUAAGAGCAAUCUCGUACGACCAUGGAUGUCCUAUAGAUCGUUUUACUGUACUGGCGCGAAUGGCAACUAAAGCAGCUUUUAACAGCGAAACCAGGAGUAGAUUUAGAAGACUGAAGGCCGUUCCGUCGAAGUUUUGGUUUGAAUUUAUGUUACUAAUGAACAAAAUAUUAAACUUUUGGAGGUUACUGAUACUGGACACAUUGUACAAACUUGGUUUGACACAAAACAUCAGGGCUAUCAUGGAAGAAACAAGUAAAAACUUGUAAGAAAAAAAGAUAUAUUUUUUAUAAAAAUGUGCUUGCUCAAUUAAUUGGGUGAGGAGUGAUUGUAAAUGCCAAAAAUGAUCAUGUAAAUACUGAAAUAUAAAAAUAUCGUGGAUUUAAAUUUGAUUUAUUUACCUGCAAUAAAUACAAUUCCUAACAAUCUGUAUUAAGUUAAAUUCCAUACUCUAUUUCGACCGUUUAAGGUGCCCACUCUCCUGGUUCUUCUCCGUUAUUUUUUACCGACGGUUAAAAACGUUUGAGUAAAAAUGGCACAAACAGGAAGUGUAUGGGUAAAAUCGC
This is a messenger RNA of Sitophilus oryzae (rice weevil), 2197 nucleotides long. RefSeq lists its product as uncharacterized. The coding region runs from base 269 to 1900 and encodes 543 amino acids. NCBI's taxonomy places the organism in Eukaryota, Metazoa, Arthropoda, Insecta, Coleoptera, Curculionidae. The transcript has 10 exons. The record is from RefSeq and is a predicted model, not a curated record.